AGAGAUCCAGAGAGGGAGACAGACAGACAGCUGAGAACAUCCGCCGGAGGAGCAGACAGACAGACUGCGGGAAGGGAAGAGUGUUGCCGGGUGCAGCUCCAGAAAACACCACUAAAAUGGGAGUCGAAAUCGAGACUAUAACCCCGGGUGACGGUAAGACGACUUCAAGACUACGAUACACGUUUCUGUUUUUCAACGAAGUGCACGAUUGCGCGAGCUGUUUGCAUAUAUUUAACAGAACCGCAGAAACACCGCCUUAAUUGCGUAGUAUGUCCGUUAUAUUAAGCGCCUCGUUGGUUUCUUCACAGGAAGGACUUUCCCCAAAAAAGGACAGACGUGUGUGGUGCAUUAUGUUGGUGAGUGCAAAUAUGAAACUUGUUAUCCUGCAUGCGUGGACAAAUCAUAUACAUGGAGCUGUUCGAGUUGGUUAUUUGUACUCAUGAAGGCCGUGCAAGUAGAGUGAUGACUAUAGGCAACUGUCUACUACACCCGUAUGAAAAACAGCCAAGCAUUUUAAUCCAAUGAGUGUCACAGCAAAAACUGCAAAUCCUCACAGGAGCAUUAGUCUAUCGACAGUAGUGCACUUUAAAGUGCUGUGGAGUGCAUUUAACCAUGUAGAGCAGACAUGUUUUCCCCCAAAUCUUCAGGGUAAUGAAUGAUUUCUCAGUAGGGCAAAGAGGCAUGACUGUCACCGACUGCGCAGCAUGAAAAUUUAACCCCUUCGCCACUUUUUCUCUCCCUCCUCGGAACGCAUUUGCGUUACUCACGCUCGCAUUUGAUCAUGUUUACGUACACGGGGAGCACUGGAGGUAUGUCGUGGUUACAGCACACUCAAUUCUACUCUGCGUGGAAUAAUGCACGCUCCAGUUUGGCUCUAGUGGUCCAUUUAAGUCCCAUUAACAUCAGUGGAUAAUGUAGUAUUUGUCUUGUCGGGGGAAUUAAUGAAAAAAAAAAUCAAAGGAGACGCAGACGGAUUCCGCCGCAGGGUUCACACAGAGGCCCAGACAGACAGACAGGGCAGACAGCGGGCUUUAAACGCCGUCUCAUUUCUGCGCUUUUAGGUCUUUGUUGGAGUUUUUGGGGGGGUUGGUGGCGUUUCGUUGAGCCGAUUAUAACCGUCUGUGCGGCUGCAGUAAUAGCUUGUAGUCUAUUAUUCCUGUAAUAUGUCCCCUACACCAGACUGUAAACAUUUGUGGUAUUCUAGCUGUUCCUGAUAUAAUAAACCACUAUGGUACCACUUAAUUCUUUAUUUAUUGUAUCUUUGUUUUUAGCCAUACAAGAUUAUAACUUCAAUUAUGACCCCAUGAGGUGAUAUAGAUAAUUAUACUGUGAAUUGUUUCCUUGGUCACAACAAUUUCAGAAAAGCAGAACCAAUAGUUUUAGAGAAACUGGACUGACAUCCAACAUUGUAUUUUAUUUUUUGCUGAAACCAAACCUCACACAAGGACCCAAAAAUAUUCAAAUUAAAACCACAAAAGCUUGACUUACAAAAGUCUCACUAGAGAGCUAGUUAAUUAAAGUAGUUGAAAGAUACUAGGUAUGAUUCAAAUCCCCGAAAUAGUCCUUAAACCAGUUUCUGUCUGUUUAAUCACAGAUCAAGGGGCUAAUCAUUUCAGCCGUCAUUUUUUCCUCACGUCAAAGUUAAGCUUUAGUCACACUGAAGUGCUUAUACACAGUGGCACUCUAAGCUCAAUGCUAAUGUCAGUAUAAGGUAGUUAGUGAGAGUAGUUAUAUAUAUGUGUUUGCUCAGUGGGUUAGGAAAAUAAUAUUUUAUAAAUGAUUUAAAAAACAAAAAUCAGCGGUCACAGUAGAGUCUUGCUCUGUUUGGUUAUUUUGAACCUAAUGUCAGUGCUGCAGGAAAAGUCAAAGGAUUUCUUCAGUGAAUACAGUUCAUCUUCAAUGUUUCAAAUUUCACUGCAGUACAUCCAGUAGUUUAAAAAACCCCUGACUCAGCGUCGCAAAAUUUAACCCACUGUAAAAAGAAAAAUUAAAUAAGGAAUCGCCAUCUGGAUUUAUCCUCUGGGGAAUAUAAAGGUUAGAACUAGAUAUCAUGGCAACCAGUCUGGAAGUUUGUUUUUGGGGUAUUUAUUUCUGGUCUGUGAUGGUGGAUGACAGACAGAUGUUGUUGCCAUUCACAGCCAGGCUGCUGAGCACGGCUACAAAUGUGCCAAAAGAAGCUCCAACUUUAAACCAGUGCAAACAAUAAACCACGUAGAAUCUGCAGCAAAGCUGGAUAUCAGAUGGGUUCGCCUCACAGCAUUGCUAGACUGCAAAUUUGUUUGCACCUGUUCUUCGUUUGGCAUUGCUGCUCUCAGUCUUUCUGCCUGGUAAGACAGACAUAACUCACCCUGUAAUACAAGCCUCUUUGCUUCAAGAUUACGUAACUUGAAGUAAGACCCGAUUUGGGCCGUGCACAGUGAAGAUUUUUUUUUUUUUUUUUUUUUAGACAUGAGCCUGCAUCUUUUUUUCCUUUCUUUUUCCCUCUCACUCAAACUGCAGGGUUUUCUCUCUGGGCGGUCCCUCUUCCUGUCAGCCUACAAAGCAGCCUUGAGAUGUGACUUGAAACAGGAUAUUCCAUUACACAAGCCUUUUUAAAUGUAGACAUCCGAGCGAAGAUCAAAACAUGGAUAUGCUGCUCUCGGCUUGCAGGAAAUGGCUGGUGUGUGAAAAAGUCAACACUGCGUUGUUUGGUAGUUAUAGGAAAUUCUGUGUAUUGGCUUUGUUACUUUGAUAGGACCAUUCAGCUCCCACAGAAAUUUUAAUUUGUGAGCUUUCUGAAUGUCCAGAAGAGGACCAGACACCCACACCACUGCCUGCAUCAGAGGCUGCGUUUUGGCAGCCGCCCCCUGAUGUGCCCAACAAUAAGUGCGAUGUUGCACCUUCUCCCACAGAACAUGCACACUGACUUCACAACAAACCAUCACACGCAAUGCCUUGCCAGGGCUAAUAACAGUAAUGCAUGUAUAUAUAGUCAUGCAGGGGUGGUAUUCUAUGUCCUGGUGUAAGUGUUUUUCCUAAUUGUCACACUAAUACUCACUCUGCAUUUUCUUUGGUCCUGGGUUCUGGAAUCCCUGUAUUUCCUUUAUUCUUUAUUCUGAAAAACAACCCAAGCAUUAGUUAGAUUCAACCCUUUUCAAAACAGAUCAUAUUUGACCUGUUAAAGCAAGUGCUGACCAUUAGCUUGAGUUAGAAACACAAAAUGUAAAGGAAUGGAGUGUUAAACAGUCUGUUCACAAGCCAGAAGUUCAGGGGUUAAAACUUUCUACUAAUAUAAUUAUUAUUAUUAUUAUUAUUAUUAGUAGUAGUAGUAGUAGUAGUAGUAGUAGUAGUAGUAGUAUUAAUGAUAAUAAUCUUAAUCCCAAAAAUUCUACAUCCUUUCGUCUCGUCCUACUUAAGAGCUUAUCACAACUUAGCCGUCAACAAAGGAUUGGGAAACUAGUUUGAACAAUGGGAGGAGUUCUAUGUCAAAAUUUUAAAAGUAAAAAAAAAAAAAUAGUCAGGAACUCAGUGUGUGAGAGUGGGAGAGACUUGUUUGGAUCCCUGGGAUUUACAGCUGGUGCGCCACAGGGAUCUUUCCCUGGCUCCGUCCUGUUGAUUAUGAACUUAACAUCCAUGAAACUGACUCACCUGUUUUGUCUUUCUUUCUUUUAGAAGAAGAUAGUAUUUUUUACAUCGUAUUUUACACCUUUGCCAACUUCGCCUUAAUGCAGAACAUGUUAGAAAAGGUAAAAAUAUUAAAAGAGUUGAGGAGGAUAACUAUUUUACUACCUGCCUUCACAAGUUGCUUUUUAAGUAUUUUAAAGAAACCAAUUUUUUUUACAUCAUAUUUAUCAAAUAUAGAAAUAAAACCAGUUGUUGUUAAAGAAUUGAAAAAGCACAGUAUCUGCCCUUCACUGCAUGACCAAACCCAGGACUUAAAGUUAAUUAUUGUCUGCUGCUUCUGGGAACGGAUGCCCACAUUUCUGUAAUGCGGGUGUUGCCAGGGGUUAUUAAAAAUAAUUUCGGCCAAGAUUUCCUUUUCCGUGCAUCGUUAAUGUCAACUUGACCAGCGCCCAUUCUUCUCUUUGAAUUAUUAUAGGUCUCAGCUCAAAAGUUGAUGCAGUCAUGUUUUGUUUUGGUUUAUUUUAGCUGUUUGAACUUGAGAAGGAAACCUAUUUAAAUGUGACUUAUUUUCAAUUGACUGAUCAUAAGUCAGCAAAAAUAACAGUGCAGGUUUGUAAGGUGGGAAAGUGCAAACAUUGUCAGAUCUUUCCCUAAGAGAGGAAGAGAAGAACUUUUAAAAUGCUUAACUGUUGAAUGGAGGUCUCAGCAAUCUGAUGCAUUGUAAUAGCUAUCUAAAUGCAAAUUGACUUGUGUGACAGUGUUGAGCAGAUAUGUUGCUCCAGCAAAAAUGUUUUAUAUAGAGUAGUUUGUUAUUAUUAUUAUUAUUAUUAUUAUUAUUAUUAUUAUUAUUAUUAUUAUUAUUAUUAUUAUUAUCAUUAUUAUCAUUAUUAUUAUUAUUUGGGGUGGUUUUUGCCUUUUUAUUGAUAGGACAGGGUGAAAUUUUGGGUCAUGGCAAGAGAGGGGGGAGGACAUGCAGCACAUGGUCGGGGCCAGAUUCGCAGGGACUGGUGUACCCAUAUGUGGGGUGCGCUGACCCCCCCGGCCAUCUCUGCACCCUGAUCAAGAAUAGUUUUGGAGAAAAUUAGCCACCCUCACUAAGCAGCUGCUGUGAGCUGGGCUGUCAUUACAGUUGUGUGCAGUCUACAUGCUUUUGCUCUCCACACAGACUGGUCAAUGCUACUCAGGCUACAUAUGGAAACUAGGACACUUCCCAUGUUAAAAAUCCAGACUUAGACAGACGAUAUACAAGGGUCCCCCUCAGUGAUACAAAUAUUCUCUGGGGAUUUUGCCAACAUAAAAAAGUCCUUGUUUCUUCACUUUCUCUCUCUGUUGUUCUUGUUUGCAGGCUCCCUGACAGACGGACGUAAGUUCGACUCAUCUCGUGAUAGGGAUAAGCCUUUCAGAUUCAAGAUUGGGAAACAGGAGGUGAUCCGAGGCUGGGAGGAGGGUGUGGUGCAGGUAGGUAUUCCUGGUGCGGUAAUAGUUACGUAAGUCAGUCUUUUGAACCAUGUUUGUCUUGUAACAGACACUAAUACAGCUCAUUGAACUCAUUUAUACAGACAGAAAAGGGUGAACUUGACAUGAUACAGUGUCACUGGCACAGACAGAAUAAGGCUUCAAUCAAGUGAGUCAAACUGAAGAAAUAAAACACCAUAACAGUAGUUUAGAUUGCCAUUAUCAACGAGCAAAUGCAGAACAGACGCACCUCUAUAUUUAAUCAUCCUGGUGUAAGUGCUGAUGAGGCGGCUGGUGAAUGGUGCUGCUGCCUCUGUACAGGUCUUGUGGAUUGAUGGCAGUUAAAACUUGAUGUUCUCCAAGUUCAGAAUUUAUAAGAACAUCAGUGAUCAAUAUCUCAGAAAUGUUCAAAAGAUUGACCAUCAAUUAGAAAUGACAAGCGAUAAAUCAUAACUUUGUUGGUUUAAACUCAUUCCAAGCUUCACCGUUUUUUAUGGCUCCAAGACAGAUUGAUCUCUGUCACAGGGUGUGUGUUUUAGUCAGACCUCUUACCAGGAGAAGUUUCUCUUAAUUGUCACACAUUAUGUUGGUUAUGGUCAAAGGGCUUGCUUCUGAUCUUUGUCUAAAAGAUUUACAAUCCAAAGCCAACUUUUUGUUCACUCACUCGCCGUUAAUAUUCCGUCUGAAACAGGUGUAAGGUAUGCAGCAGUUUCUCAGAUAUUAAUUUGUUCAUAUUUCUGUAGACAAUGAGGACAAACACAUGUUUAGGACACUGUUACCUCUGUCAAAGAAAAUGCCCUCUUUUUUGAUGACCUAGAUGGAUUAACCUAUUAUUCGGUUAGUGACGGCUGGUCGGAGAGAGGGAUUGCUGUUGGGCAGUCCACAGGGACUUAAUUAUAGAGAGAGCAACACUCUACAUGGACAUACAUCCUUGAGAUGUUGUCUUCAGUUUUACCUGCAGUUUGAGUCCCUGUCUUUUACUGCAGUCCCUCUGAUUCAUCAACAGAGCUGUCUGUUCAUUCGUUAUCAAGAAUAGUAAGCUUGGGGCAAGUACUCGCUAACAAGCAGGGGCGUGUCAGACUUUUUUGCCUGGGGUGGCCCAGCCUCAGCACUGAAAAAAUGACAUUUGAUAUUGCAUUUGUGUCAUAAUACCUGUAAUAAGAUGCUUUUUUGAGUAUUUUAUAUACAGGUAUCCCAUGUCAUGACAGUCUGAAGCUGACAAUAAAAGCCUAGCCUGACCAAGUAUCCUGACUAUUGCCAAUCUUUCCCAGUGCCUAUUUGAUGAGGGAUUUGACUCUCAUGCUGCUUUAAAUUGGUGAUUCAGUGUUGAUGUUUGUAAAAUCUUGAAAGUCAGCAAUGAAUUGGUCUUAUUUGGUAGCUUUUCAAAUGGUAUUCAGCUCAUUUCUGCACACAGCCAAAUAAAAAGUGUCAUAAAAUUACAAGUUAAAUUGGCACAAACUUAGUUUUAAACACUUAAGGCCCUUGACCCGGAUAAUGAGGCUUUAAUGGUAAGUGGGAUGUUUUCACUCCCCUGUGCUUUAUUAUCCAACGUAGAGUGCAGAGAGUGCAUUAUGGUCUAAUGAUCUCUAUUCUGUCUUGAUUAGCAGUUUUAAAUGACUCCUGUGUCCCUCCUCUGGUUGCAUCAUCUGUCUUCUCCUUCCUCCAGAUGAGUGUUGGUCAAAGGGCCAAGCUGACCUGCUCACCUGACUACGCUUAUGGAAACAAAGGCCACCCAGGCAUCAUUCCUCCAAACGCCACCCUCAUCUUUGACGUAGAGCUGCUCGGUUUGGAAUGAGACACGUUCAAGGACUUUUUUGUUUUGUGUAAGUAUUCUGUCAGUUUGAGCACUGCAGCUCACAAUAACAACAAAUGUAUAAAGAUGAUGAGUACAUGCAUACCUGAAAAUCACAAUAACUGCCCAGUUGUUUCUUCUGGGUUAUUUUUGUAGUGUUUGAUUUCCCUUUUGUAACUUAUGGCAGAGCCAAGCCAGAAACAAAGUGAACUGUGAAGCUAAGACUUUUUUUCAUACAUGCACAGGACCCCAAAACCUCCCAACAUUAGCCUGGUGGGCUGCACUUGAGCGGGCAUACAGCUGAACUUUUCAUCCUUGACUUUUUUCAGUCUGACCUGUCGUAAAAUGUAGAGCUGUUGUGUCGCCUCCACUGUCCAUGUCCAGUGAACAUUUUUAAAUGAAACUCAUUAUAUUCAUUUAGACUAGCAGAUUAGUUCAAAUCUAGGCUCUUUCUCUGGUCAGCAACUUAAGUGUGAGUGCUGCUAGAAACAGAAAUUCUGAGAUCUGGAUCAUUUGGCUCAGCAGGAACCCUCCCUUUCUGCUCCCAAACACCCAGAACCAGUUUUACGAGCUAAGUCAACAGCAGUGCAGUCAAGUCACUUGAAAAUGUGGGAAAAAGUGAAUGGAAGUAACAGGUUUUAAUAAUUUUUAAUUUUUAAUGAUUGUCUAUUGUAAUAAUUUGUUUUAAAAAGUAACACUGAUUAUCAACUUUUAACAGAUAACAGAACAGUGCUAUAAUAACACUUAGCCCAGGUUUUAUCCACCCUGAAUCACUGCAGAAGAAAUUCCCUCGCUGUGGCAGCCCCAGUAAAAAGUAUAGGAAAAGUCUGGAUGUUGUAUGAACUCAGCAGGUAAUAGUUUGGAUUACUCACUGUGAGGGAUAACAUUUAUGUUGUGUACUUUUGUUGCUGAAUACUCUCAGCAGCUUGUUUCAGUUGCCAGUUUACUGUUGUGUUGUGUUUGUUUGUUUGUUUGUUUGUUUGUUUGUUUGUUUGUUUGUUUGUUUGUUGAAACCUCCUUUAUGUAGUCCUGAUAUUGGCAUAGAAACUGUCACCAACUUUAUUUUAUUCUUAUUCUUUAUUUAUCUCCAAAGGGAAAUUCAAUUGUCUGUAGUCUCAGGUGUCAUGUGUCAAAAAGGGGUCAAAUGCUAAAAAAGCUAAACAAUUGAAAAAAUUGUACAAACCGCAGAAUAUGGUAUCGCAAUACUCAAUGUAUCGCAAAAUGUUUAAAAUCACAAUAAUAUUGUAUCAUGAUAAUAUCGUAUAGUAGUGAUUCCCACCCCUACUGUAAAGAUAAGUACUGGUCAGUCAUAUUGCUAAUUAGCUUUUUGAGAUGCUGGUUAGCUAGCUAGCUUUCUUGUUAGGUACAUGAUAUAGUUCAGUUGAAAAAGUAACAUGAGUCUUCAUUUGUAUAGUUCUGGGUCAGCUGUUUUAGGAAAGCGUAUUAUUGUGGUUCUCUUUGACUGUACAAUUGCAAACCUACAGACGUUUAACAUGAAAGAUUUGAUUAGAGUUUCCUUGCCUUUUGAAAGAGAGGUCACUGAAUUCAUCAAUUAGUUGAAUACAAACGUCAUCUAUUGCUGUACUCAUAUGACCCAGGCUUUCACGCUGCCAGUCCAUUUCUAAGCAUAUAGUAGUUCUGCGAUUGUACCCUUAAGGCAAUGAAUGGAGACUUAUAGGGAUGGCAUCUCACAGGAUGUUGCCUCCAUUUCAAGCAGGAGCCUUUUCAAAAACCUAACCUUGGUUUAUUUGAAUAAACCUUUUCUCACCGCGUGAACAUAAGGUGACCAGUGGAUAAAAACUGUUCAAAAGUUACAUGUGAUGGAGUUCAGCUGAUAAAAAGCUUCAAUCUGGCAUACUGAAAUGAUGUGUGUUCCUUUUACUUCAUAUGCUGUACUGGAACCUACCUUGAAACAGGAAAAUGAUCUUUAGACACGUAUUUACAGGACAGCAGGCUCACCUUGUCAUGUCUUGGGUUUCAUGGCAUUGUACUUCCCCUCCGUUGUUUACAGUAAAUGUUGACUCAGCCCCUUUUCUAGUGUCUGCAUUAUGGCAUUAUGUCAUCUUGCACAGCUAGAAAGAGAAGUAAACCAGUCCUUAUGAUCACUGCUGCUCUUACAUUGCGCUUUUCUACAAGGAUGUAUGAUAUUGGAUUUUUACUGAGAUCUGACAUGCUGAUGUUUUUAAACCCAUGUUGGUCAAUACAAAUAUAGAUACCUACCUUUUUCAUGUGGUAAAUAAUGCAAAGAUUGUCCUAUAAUGGAAUUUAGCCAUUACUCUUAUGAUGGCCAUCAGUUUGUUUUAGAACCAGACAUGAAACAGGCCAAUAAAUCAUAUUGUUCUACCAUAAAUGACAGAUGUAUAUUUCCUAAAUGUACACAAUCAGCUUUCUACAUUCCAAAAACAUGCUUAUCAGGUUAAUUGUGUACUUUGCAUUAACUAUAUGCUUGAAUGGUUGUCUGUCUCUAUAUGUAAGCUUUGUGAUUCUGGCGACCUGUCCACACUGUGCUGAGCCUUUCACCCAGUGACAGCGGAUAGGCUCCACCCCCUCAUGCCAUCUUAAAGCUGACUCUAUGAUUGGAUGUCUCUUUUGUUUGAAGCAGGACUUUGUAAUGCAAUUUAUUUCCAUUGUUGAAACAACCCCACUAGCAAAAAAAGUUUGGGUGCUUCGUAAAAUGUUGACAAAAACAACACUGGAAAAAUUGUGUCAUGCUAAAUGAAAUCACCCGGAGGAAGAUUUCUAAACUAAUUAGGUUGAUUUGCAACAGGAGCAUGAGUGGGUAGAUUCUGAGCGUGCAAAUAGCUCAACAAUUUCAAAAUAGUACAAUAAUCCUGUGAGUAAUUAUUAGGGAUUCAUCUGUGAUCACACAACUUUUCAACUUCAAGAAGUGACCCACAUAGCCACAGUUACCAUAAAAACAAAUUUAAAAGUAGAAGUUAAUAAACUACUUAUUGAAAAGGGAAGAAUGUGUACGUUGAGGUUUGAAUGCAGGAUUAUACUUUUCACUCAUGCUGAUGUUUGUGAUGAAGUCAACCCAUUGUUUUUGAACAAGCAGCAUUGAGCCAUUAUCUGUUUGUGCUCAUUAGCGGUACUAUGCAUUAACUUUAGAGUACACUAUGACAUUAGUCUCCAUGCUAAUGGAACAGAAAAUGUUGGAGGUCUAAUUAAGAAUGAGACAGUUUGAUGCUGCUGAGGUCCACAACUCGCAAGAUUAAUCUGCACUUAGAAAAUUGGUGCUAAAAGAAUAACAGAGAUACUUGCCUCCUCAUAUGAUAGUCAGCGAGACCAACUGCAGUCAACUCUCUCUCUCUCUCUCUCUCUCUCUCUCUCUCUCUCUCUCUCUCUCUCUCUCCCUCUCUCUCUCUCCCUCUCUCUCUUUCUCCAGUUGAUCAAAAUUGAAGUUCUUUUAAAACAACAAAAGGUCAUCUUUUCAUUGCAUUCACUUCUCUCCAUAAUAGUUCAUGUGACAUAAAUUAACUACACUGAAUUAUCUUAAGAUCUUACAUUUGUUUUUAUCGUCCUUCAGUUUUAACCUAUUAAACUCAUAUCAUGAAAUUCCAGUCAAAUUAUACUCUUGUACUGUAGACUGCUUGUAUGAAGCCAACACCUCUAGAAAUUCUGCAGUUUGGAGGUAAAAUGUAUUAGUUGUCUUACUUUUCAAUUUCAAUUUCAUUUUCAAUUAGGGACAGAAAUGGUAAAUAGAUGUUAUUAUUUGAAUAUGUGUGUGCUCACAGACUCUAUGCCAGCCUGAGAUAAGUCAGUGUUAGUUGGUCCACCCCACUUAAAAAGUUCUAGACAAGCCCCUGCUUCCUAGGCAAGGCAAGGCAAGUUUAUUUGUAUGGCACCAUUCAUAUUCAAGGCAAUAAGAAAUUAAAAAAGAGAGAUUAAACAAUUCAAAAUCAAAAAGACAUAUAACAAUUUAAAAUCAGACAUCUUAAAAUCAAUAAAAAAAAUAAAUGUAAUUUAAAAUCAUUAAAACACUUGAAAUUGACACAACAGCAAAGUGGAAGUUAAAGGAAAUGAGGCUAUAGGAAAGCUGCAGUAAACAGUAAUGUUUCCAGGCCUGAUUUAAAUGAGCUGACAGUUUGUGCACAUCUAAGGUGUUUAGGGAGUUUGUUCCACAGGUGAGGGCCAUAGAAGUGAAAUGCAGCUUCACCCUGCUUGGUUCUGACCCUGGGGACAAUGAGUAGACCUGCCCCUGACGACCUGAGGGGUCUAAAAGCUUCAUAACCAAUCAGCAGCUCUGACAUAGAUAGAUAGACAGACAGACAGACAGAUAGAUAGAUAGAUAGAUAGAUAGAUAGAUAGAUAGACAGACAGACAGACAGACAGACAGACAGACAGACAGAUAGACUUUAUUGAUCCCAAAUUGGGAAAUUCACACGUUACAGCAGAAAAAAAAUACAAGAUAAAAUUUAAUAUAAGAAGAAGUAAGUAAGACAUUCAAGACCAUUCAGUGAUUUGUAGACCAGUGUACAGGAUAAAUGAUUAUCCAAAAAAAUUCAAGCACAGAUAAUAAUUCAAACAUUCAUUGGCUUUAGGUAGGCAGCUUGUAGUUGACAGUGAUUUUUGCUAAAUCCAGCAUUUUCCUCCUUUUUGUCUCCACAGGUGACUUCCUACCUGGGUGACCUGGAGAGAAGCUAGGAGAGUCUGCACUUGAUUCUAUAAGAGGCUUGAGUCUAUAGUUCCACUACUUAUUUCAUCAGACUAUGACAGUUUGUGUUAUUUUGUCUCUGUGACUGAGUGAAUUAUAUUUUUCCAUCAUAUUCUUCCUCUAAGACUAUGGGCCAUAACCUUACAAACCUCCAUGUUCUUAAUCUUGAGUUUUUUUUUAAUUGCUCUUUACUUCUCUCUUUACUUCCUUUUUAUUUGUGUUUUUUGGAGUGUUGGUUGUGCAUGGUUUUGCUGAAAAGUACAAAAUGCCAAUGAAACCACUAGCAGGGACAUUUAUCUCUUAUGAAUCCAUGUGUACUAACAUUAUGAUUUUUGAGACUUGGUGCUUGUUAUAUUUCAGAAACAAAAAAGUGUAGAAAAGAAAAUGAAAAGCACAUAUUUGUAUCCCUAUAAGGCUUCAAAUCAUAACCUAUGAAAUGAGUUUCUGUUUUAGAGAUGAGGAUUUAGUGUUACAUUUAGUGGCUUCCUGUUGUGAAACAUCAAGUCAUGGAAGGCCUUAAUGGUGUUACACAGGAAGUGGGUUAGCUGUAGAAGCGCUGUGUUUCCUUUUUCAUUUCAACUGUAAAAAGAAGUGCGAGCUGGACAGAAGUAAUUGGCUCAAAAGAAGAACCAAUCACAGUUACAGAUAGUUCUAAUGUGUGCCUAAGUAAUCUAACCAAACACAUGGUUACUACCUUGCACUGUCUGCAUGCUCCCGGCCCGAUGGAAACCCUAGUAUGUACAUGUUGAAAGCUUAGCAAUGAUUUGUGUUUAUUUUGUUCUUUUUCUCGCAGAGUCUUUAAACGCCAUUUAAAGCCAUACAGUCAAACAGUGCAAAGACAGGAUUUGUGUUUACACACAGCAAUUGGAGCUUUUUCUUUCUCUGAAAAAUAUGGAAAGUGCUUGAAAAUUAGUAAAAAGGGGGGCAGAGGAAUCAAUCAAAUUGUGACCUUCCCCCAACCUUAUUUUGUGUAACAACUACAAUCAUGUAUUUUCAGAUGCCAACUUUCUAUCUCUGAGAGUCAACAAAGCUGAUGUAUAAUCUAUGAUGACUUUUUGUUGUUUUGUUUUGCUAUAGUGUCAGUAAAGUACCACACUGCCUAACUAAGUCCGUGCUGUGGUAGAUCACACCCUGACACUCAGGUGUCCCGGUGAUUUUGUAUCUCAAAGAAAUAGUUUUAAAUGGAGUUUAAAUGAAGGAAUAUGCUGGCCUGGCUGUCAGACAUUGACCAUGGCUGUUGAUGUUACAUACUGGCAAAGCUGCAAACUGGUGUGGCAGCAGUCCACCUUUGUACUGUGUAGUAAUUUGCUGAUACGUUACUGUAUGCAGGCUAAACCAAUGAUGACAUAUUUAAAAUAAAGCAAGUGCUCUCCAAAUACCCACUUAAGUUUGUCUUUUGUUUUUUAUUACCACAGUU
Xyrichtys novacula (pearly razorfish) is the source of this 12921-nucleotide messenger RNA. NCBI's taxonomy places the organism in Eukaryota, Metazoa, Chordata, Actinopteri, Labriformes, Labridae. The record is from the annotation of a GenBank genome assembly.